AUGAUGCAGUUUGCUGCAUGGAAUGUUAGGGGUCUGAAUCAAGCCCCUAAGCAAUUUGAGGUGCGAUCUUUUAUUUCUUCUCAAAAGUUAACGUUAGUAGCUCUUUUAGAGACCAGAGUCCAGGAGAGGCAUGCUGUUGAUGUCUCUCACAAUGUUAUGCCUUUUUGGCAUUGGGUCUUCAACUAUGAUAUUUGUGAUGGGGGUCGUAUCUGGAUAGGUUAUGACCCGAACGCCCUUAGUGUGCGAACCUUACUCAAGUCGGACCAGGCUAUCCAUAUCAAAGUGACGAGUUCUGAGAUCCCAAUCCCUUUCGUCCUGUCUUGUAUUUAUGCAAAAAAUGAGGAGGUGAACCAAGCCAGAUUAUGGAAUUCCCUCACAGCUAUUGGGAUAGCAGCUUCUUCUGACCCUUGGCUCCUUAUGGGGGAUUUCAAUGAUUUGGCUUAUAGUGGCCCUAAGUUGACGUGGACCAAUAAGAGGUUUGGUGAAGAAUGUAUUCUUAGGAAGCUCGAUAGAGCUUUGGUCAAUGAUAACUGGCUCUCCCACUAUCCGGAUAGUAAGACUCUUUUUCUUCAGCCAGGUAUUUCUGACCAUAGCUCUGUCGUAGUGGCUUUGUUAAGAGAUCUUCAGCAUAAGGGCAGCCCAUUUAGGUUCCUUAACCAUCUUGUUGAUCACCCUCUGUUCUUGGAUAAGGUGGAAGCUAGUUGGAUGAGGCAAAUCCAUGGAGUUCCCAUGUUUCAAGUUGUUCAAAAGCUCAAAGCUGUCAAAAAUGCUAUGAAGACUCUUAAUAGGUCUAGGGGUCAUGUUUCUGACCUGGUCUCGUCCCUUAGGAACUAUCUUCUUAGUAUCCAACAUCGUUUGCAGGACAAUCCUUAUGACCCUGUCCUUCACCAGCAGGAGCUUGAGUUGAACAGAGACCUUUUAGUGGCCCUUGCGCAAGAGUCUGACCACUUUCGCCUUCGUGCUCGGAUUAGGUGGUCAGCUGAGGGAGAUAGAUGCUCUCGAUUCUUCUUCCAAUCCAUGCUCGCUAACCGUAAUAAUCAUCCUAUUAUGAACCUCCUAAGAGAAGAUGGCACCCUCACCGAGUCCAAAGAUGAGGUUGCGGACGUUUUGGUCUCCUAUUUCCAAAAUCUUUAUAAACCAAGUUCUUGGAACUCUCCCCUUAGCCCUAUUGAAGUGGCCCCCUUCAUUGACAAGCGUCUGAAUCAAGACCAAUAG
Molecule: messenger RNA, 1215 nt
Organism: Diospyros lotus (date-plum)
Lineage: Eukaryota; Viridiplantae; Streptophyta; Magnoliopsida; Ericales; Ebenaceae
Exons: 2
Coding region: 1-1215 (404 amino acids)
Molecular function (GO): catalytic activity
Source: RefSeq, a predicted model, not a curated record